UGUAAUCCAUAAAAACCCAUUUGCAUAUGUAUGGGCGAGAUUGGCAGCUGCCAACGAGCCCCGCGGGAGAGCUAAAUGAAGAUGGUCUCCGAAUCCGAAUUGGGUUAGUUGCUUUAGUGCCGGAUUGAGUUAGUGCCACCAACACGGCCACCUUUGGAUUUGCAUUUGGGCUUGGGACAAUGCCAUUACAAAUCAAUUUGGCUAAGAGUUUGGCCAACCGUUCGCUGGUUCAAUAAAAACUAUUCUAAUGAGAUGCGCCGGGCGACAAAACAAAGGCAGUGACAACUGUUGACAACUAAGGUCGCGAAUCGGAUAAGAUUUAGUUUCCAUUCAACCGGGAACGGCUUCGGACGCAUUCGAAAUAUAUUGAUAACCAAAGGACACCAUAAUAUCCAGCUAUGCAGUGGCUAUUUUUUACGGCCUUUUUGCUGUUUGUGGCAUUGGGUUAUCCUGCACAAGCCAUAAGGAUAUCCGCUCUAGAAGCCGAGCAACGCUGGCCACAAAAGCAGGCUAAGAUUGGUUCCAGAAACUAUCCUAUUGAAUAUGUCCUGCUGCCGAGUGCUCGAGGUGGUUACAGGAGGCGUUAUGUAAACAGUCUGGGCAAGGCAGCUCCUACAACCACCACCGAGCGUCCAUUCAUCCGCUAUUGGAAUAGCUUCGUUCGCAGUGUUCAGCCCUCCUUCAGUUUUCGCAAUCUGACCAAUCCACUGGCCAAUUUCUUCAACGACGGCAGUUCCAACAUAAUUGAGAGUUCGCCCGUAUACCUGCAGUCAUACGAUGAGCAAGAGCAACAGCUCGAUGAACCGAAUCCAGUGGCUUCGCCGAAUUCCAACAAACGGAAGCGAAAGCGUCGCAAGCAGCAGAAACGACGACCCGCCUACGAAUCGGAGGAGAACGACGAUGCCUACGCACCUUAUGAUCCCUACUUUGUGCCACCUCCUCCGCCGCCACACGCACAACCUAUGUUCUUCUACGACACCCAUUCCGGCAGCUACUAUGGGGUACAGCGCUUCAGCCCGCAGGAUUUCCAAGCUAAUUUCUACAACUUCAAUGCCCAGCAGAAUGAGCAAGAGGAAGUAGAAAGCGAGCCGGAGGAGGAGGCACCAGUGGUGAGGAGACUCAGUUCAAGGAAGGUGGCUUUGCUGCGCCCUCUGCCCUUGUCUUCGAUCAAGAGCCAAGUGCCUGCGAAGUUGGUUGAAGUAAGCAAGCCGGAGAAGUUCAAUGAGAACGAACAAACGGACGACGAAACUGAGAGCAACGCGCCGAGCAAUGCACCGGCUGACGAUGAAGAAGACGACGCUGAUAUCGAACCCAACUCGUCGCUCUCCGAGAGCAUGCGCAAUACUCUGGGCACGUACAUGCGCGAUGAUCGCCACACCCGCCGGCGGCAGAUGUUGGCGAGCGAUGGAGCAGGAGCCCAUGAUUCCGACGCCCAAGUCUCGCCGCGCAAUCAACAGCGACGCGUCUUUCGGUUGGACGCCUGGUGA
Drosophila ficusphila is the source of this 1487-nucleotide messenger RNA. RefSeq lists its product as uncharacterized. The transcript has 2 exons. The coding region runs from base 399 to 1487 and encodes 362 amino acids. The record is from RefSeq and is a predicted model, not a curated record. NCBI's taxonomy places the organism in Eukaryota, Metazoa, Arthropoda, Insecta, Diptera, Drosophilidae.